AUGGCACCAAACCCCAUCAUGAUUCCGCGAAAACCAGUGCGAAAGUCGAUAUACGAGGAACCAGUGCGAGACGAUGCGCCAGCACCAGGAAUCAGCUACCCGAUUCUUGCCACUGUGGUCGUGAUGUGCUUGCUAUGUGCAGCCGCAUGGCCUUGGAAAUGGACAUUCUCUGGCGCCGGCAUUGAGACACUACUGCUGCUAUACGGGCACUCGCAACAAAAGCGAAUUCUGCCUGUCGUGCCGCUUUGGACGCUCCUGGCUACGCUGAACUUGGCAUAUGCGAUCUGCUCGACCUCAUGGCUGCUGCACGGCCUCUUCGUUACUACGAUAUAUCCCUUCGUUCUGCUCACAUGCUUGAAUCAGUUCCCAUGGGCUGCAAAUAUGGCUCGAGUAGGACUUCGAAAAGCGCUGGGAGGUCAAUCACACUUUGUUAAGGACAAAUUGGCCAUGUUCAAUCUUCCUGCGCUGGAAAUUGAUACUGACGUGGAUGGUCUGUUCGUCAUUCGAGGCAUCACCGUCUCGUUCUCGAACUUCUCGAUCGUCGCCCACGGUAUUGAACUUGGCCUGAAGCUCGCGGACGACAUCGAGAUUGCAAUUUACGUGGACGAGGUGGUUGUGAACUUCUUCAGAAACAUUGCAAUUGGCGACGUGUACGCUAAUGCAAAGGGCGGCAAAUUCGAGAUGACGUUCGGCGAACUGGAAGACGAAGAUAGCGACGACGCUGCCAGCGAGUUCAGCGUCCUACUGGAUGAUACACCACUUUUGAAGGCUGCUGCUGCGAAAGCCAAAGUCAUGUCGGACAGGCCCAAACUGAGAGAAACCUUGACCGGAGUGAGCUAUAUGAGAGACAGUUCAGUGCAGCAAGCCGCCGACACGAUCAAGACUUUAGAUCCAGACGACGAAGCUGCAGAUCAACAAUAUCAUGAAAUACUGACAGAAAUCCGCACAUCGAGCGCAGUGUAUCAGUCAAGGCAGCAGGUGCGCCAGAAUGCUAAGAGCAAUGGUCGGAAGCUGGAAGACGAAAAGGAUAUGCGAGCAGCAGUAUGUGCAGCACUGCAAGAGAUCCCAUCUGUGCCCCAUCCACCACGAAGGUCAAUUCGCGUCACAACUUUACAGAACUCAUCGCCGCCAUACGUGCGACGCUUCUUGCAUCGGCUACCGUUUCUUCUCAGGCUUUUACUCAACCCUCUCAGCUACCUACAUCCUGUCAGCAUGGCAAGCAUCAAUGCAGCUGGCUCCGGAAAGUGGCUAUCGAGUCUGCUGCAGCAACAGGUGUUCAAGCAGUAUACCGAGAACAAUUCUCAACUGCGGAAACUGCAACGCAAAGUCUCCACAUGGACAGCGGAUGCCAAUUUCUGCGUGCAACUUACCGACAUCGACGGCCUCGGCCAAGUGCCGCUGAACUCGAAUUACAAUAUCGUCACUUACCUCAAAUUCGAUGAUGUCCUGGCCUAUCGCACCAUCCCAGCAUCGGGUGUUGUAACUCAGGUCAUGCGUCUUGGUGGGGCUGACGCGACCUUUACGAUACCAACGUAUUUGCUGCCUCACCAUGAACACAUUCUGCCGCGGCUGCCUGAUGAAGUGGAUGAGCACGAGCUUGAAGUGCAGAUUGUCGAAGCCGAUGGUCUGCCCAAAGCUGUGCAAGCUGCACAGCAUCUGAAACAAGUGAAGAAAGACGAGACCAACAUCAGAUUGUCUGUACAUGGCAGCCUGCCAGUCUCCUGCGAUCAGAGCCUACUCAACUUUAUCGCGGCACUGGUUAAAGCGACCAAGAUCAUCGAGCUCGAAAAGACCGUUGAGGAAGAGGUGCAACCUCACGAUACGCCGAUGUCAUCAUCUCCGACGGGUGAUGAGGAGGCCGGACUUGAUGCUGCAUCACCAGAUGCCAGGUCAGAAACCAACAUUAGUCUGAGGGAAGUUGCCGGAUUCAAAGUCUUUGCCAAAAAUCUUCGACAGAAUCUGAGAGAUGGGACAACGAAAGCGCAAAUCAAAGAUAUCGCAAAGGACUGGCAUCAAACUGCCAAAGAUGGGAUGAAGAAGGCUGCUGUAACCGGACUUGUCAAUGAUAGAUGGAUUGCACAUGUGGUUGGCAAGGUUGCCAGCACACUCCAGAAGGCUCAAGGCGAUCUUGGCUGGAGCGGGAAUAUCUCCAUACCGCUGGGGCCUUAUAGAGAUACAGAGGAUGCGGCACUUACGAAGAUAUUACCUUAG
Molecule: messenger RNA, 2211 nt
Organism: Cercospora beticola
Lineage: Eukaryota; Fungi; Ascomycota; Dothideomycetes; Mycosphaerellales; Mycosphaerellaceae
Source: RefSeq, a predicted model, not a curated record